AGAAACAGUUACAGAAAUUAGAUUUUUAAAUAAUUUUCAAAGAAAAAAUAUAGUUACAGAAAUUUAGUAAAAAGUAAAAAGAAAAUGGACGACCGACACUCUAUAAAAUCAGACACCUCCGAACCAUCACAACUACAACCAUUACUACACGACCUAUAUUUUGGUCACGAUGAUGAUAAUAUGAGAAAUGAUGGUGAUCAAAUGCGUCAAAAUCAAGUGUUACGGGAACCCAACAUUCAGCUUGGUCCGAAUGCGGAAUUUAAUUUUGAUAACGUCAAUACCACUCGUGGUCGUUACUCUCGUUCCAACAAUUUUAGGGAAUCACGUAACUUUAAUAGGCAUCGAGUCUUUCCAAACCCCCAAGACUACCAACUUGACGAUUAUGGGAACACGGAAAGAAGACCAAACUAUCAACAACCUAUGAGUCCACAAUCACUGUUACAGACAAUACAUCGCUGGAAUUUACAAUUCAGUGGUGCGCGUGGUGAAGACGUCGAGAAUUAUAUAAAUCGAAUCGAUGAGGGUCGUGAAUUAUUGGUUAUGCGUGAAUCAGAUUUAUUAAAAGCCAUUCCUUUUACGUUAAAAGAUGCAGCGUUAACAUGGUACAGAGGUCGCGUCAAUUCUUUUAGAACAUGGCAAGACGUUAAGAUUGCUCUUCGCUCCAGAUAUGCAGAUCCAGAUUAUCAAUUAGCCUUGCGUGAAGAAAUUGCUAAUCGUACGCAGGCAAACAACGAACCAGUUUGUGAUUAUCUUGCAUGUAUGAAUGGUCUUUUCGCCCGAACAGACCCAUUAUGGUCAGAAUGGGAAUGCAUCCGCUAUGCUCACAGAAAUAUGUUACCGGCAUUCAAAUUAGUGAUCCCAUUGCACAGAAACCUUACUAUGGACGAUUUAGAAGCGUACGCGUCACGCCAAGAAAGAACACUUCAAAGUGUAAACCAAUAUCGCCCCCCACCACUACCAGAAAACUCUAUGUGUCCAGCGUAUGCGUACUCAGGGCCUCGGAAGGCACACUACCAACCACCCCGACCACUACAACACUUUUCGAAAACUGAUCAAUUACAUGCGGCAGUUGAUCAUAGCGUACCGUUACAGAACAAUGCCGAAGGUUACAGUGACAUAUUAGACUCCUUGUUAUUACAACGACAUAAUCAACAACAAACAAGUGAUCAUUCUAAGUUACCUACAACAAGAUCCGGUAUCAAAGAUAAAUUUAGUGAAUCUAAAACAUCCAAUUUAGUGAAUCAAGCGUCACCCGCGGUGAAUACUAAUAGGAAUGAAACAAGUGACACUGAGUUUAGAUGUUGGAAUUGUGACAAAAUUGGUCACGGCCACAGAUUAUGUCCAGCACCUAAACGUAGAUUUUGUUACCGCUGUCGAGCCUCAGGUGUUACUAAACGAGAUUGUCCCCAUUGUAAUAAGGGAAACUCUCAACAGUGAACACUAUCCCGACAAGUGUAUCGCUUCCAGAAAUAACGUCGGAAGAUCAGUUACAGUUAGAAUUAGAUGUUACCGAAACUAAAAAGCUACAGAAUAUGG
This is a messenger RNA of Leptopilina heterotoma, 1536 nucleotides long. RefSeq lists its product as uncharacterized. Gene Ontology annotation, molecular function: zinc ion binding; nucleic acid binding. Lineage: Eukaryota; Metazoa; Arthropoda; Insecta; Hymenoptera; Figitidae. The transcript has a single exon. Bases 85 to 1437 code for a protein of 450 amino acids. The record is from RefSeq and is a predicted model, not a curated record.